Cyanistes caeruleus (blue tit) is the source of this 898-nucleotide messenger RNA. Its product is annotated as surfactant protein C. The record is from RefSeq and is a predicted model, not a curated record. Lineage: Eukaryota; Metazoa; Chordata; Aves; Passeriformes; Paridae. Gene Ontology annotation, cellular component: alveolar lamellar body; extracellular region. Gene Ontology annotation, biological process: respiratory gaseous exchange by respiratory system.
GUCCCGGUGGCCAGGCUGGGCUGGGAAUGGGAGGAGGAGGAGGCAGCAGCAGCAGCAGCAGCCAUGGAGAGCAGCAUGAAGCAGGUGAUGCUUGAAGAGGAGGACUCGGGGAAUGGCUGCUGCUGCCCAGGCUGCUGCUUGCCCUGCGCCACGUGCUGCGCCAAAUGCUGCACCAAAUGCAGCUGGUGCUGCGCCAAAUGCUGCUGCCUGCCCAAGUGCUGCCAGUGUCCCAAGUGUCCCAAGUGUCCCAAGUGUCCCGGCUGUGCCGGCUGCGCCAGCUGCUCCGGCUGCCUCAAGAAGUCCCUGUGCUUCGUCCCUCGGCUGCUCUGUUCCCUGCCCCGCAAGCUCCUGAGCUGCGGCUGCGGCCGCCUGCGCUGCCUGCUCAUCGCGGUGGUCGUGGUGGUCCUGCUGGUGCUCAUCAUCGCCGGCGCCCUGCUGAUGCGGCUGAGCAUUGACCAGCGCCACGCCGACACCGUCCUGCGGAGCGGGGUGUGGACUGGGCCAGCCUGGGAAGAGGACGCGGCCACUUUCUACCUGGACAGCGGGGACGGGAACGCGGCCACUGUCAUCUAUGAUUACAGGAAUCUGCUGGUGAGCUACAGACCCCGGCUGCAGCACGCCUGCUUUGUGACCCGCGUGGACAAGGACAACAUCCCGGGGCUGGACACCGUGGUCGAGACCUUCCAGCGCCGGCAGGCUGAGGACAAGAUCUCCAUGCCCCUGGCUGACCGCUCCCUCCUGGGCACCACAGCGAGCAUCCUCUGCAGCCUCCUCCCUGUUUACUGGGCUUAGAGCCCGCGGGGUGGGCAGGGGGGCUGCGGGACCCCCGCCCACCCGGCAGCACCCUCACAGCACCAGCUUUGCCUUGCAGCAUCCCCAACAGCCCCGCUGGGAGCAU